CACGGCUGUGUCCCCUCCCUUAUCCAAUAGAGGGAAAAUAUCCACACACACACACACACACACACACGUCCACUUCCGGACACGACUGUGCCAAUCCAACCCUCUGUCCUGAGUUUUAUCAUGCAGCAUGCGCAGAUGUACCAGCAUUCACAACGCUGAAAGACUAAACAGCGCGACGCUCGCAAAACUUAAUUCAACUUUAGGAACGGGAUAGACUCGUUCACCGCUCUCACAGGAGGUUUUCACACUCUCUGGCCGGUUUGAAUGACAAAGGCGAUCCCGUGGGAAAAUCACGCGCCUUCACAAAAUGGAUAAAGGAACGGGACUCCGUCCUGUGAUUUUGAUUAUUGCUCUUGUGUCGUUCUGUGAGGCCCGUGUGGUGAAGGUUCCGGUCGGUCCUCUAGUUCAUGUAGCAGGGCAAGCUGUCUCCAUUCGCUGUGAUGUGUCCUACUACGAGGGACCCCGAGAUCAGGAUUUUGAGUGGUCUUUGGUACUUGCCGGAGAUAAAUUGCUCUCGCUCGUCUCCACCUUUGACAGUAAUUUUGUGGACCCUUCAAUGAGGGACCGGGUUAACAGUGGUGACAUCAAUUAUAAUAAGCUGGGAGAUGCUGCUAUUGAACUAAAAUUCAAGAAGGUCAGAGCAACAGACAGUGGCGUGUAUCGCUGCAGUACCCCGAGCACCGAUUCGGUCAUCAGCGGGAACUACCACGCCGAUGUGGAGCUCAAAGUGAUCGGGGACAGUCUGAAGGUGGCUCCAGCCAUUCCCAAGUCAGCGGUGUCUGAGGGAGAAUCAGUGGAACUCCAGUGUAGCGCGACACGGGGCUUCACGGAGCACACCUUCCUCUCCGUUACUUGGUCCAUCAGGAAAGGGAGCAGCCCGGUGGAGGAAAUCUUGACGUUUGGGCCGGAUGAUAAGAUCAAAGUAGGACGCAACUACACUCGGCGUUACACAGAUGGUGGAUUUCAGUUGGACCUUCGUGGAGGUGGUUUUUAUGGACUGGUCCUGAAAAGAGCGAAGCCAUCAGACCAAGGGGAGUAUGUGUGUACGGCCCAAGAGUGGGUGAGACAGGGUGAAGAAGGAAGAAACUGGCGCAAGAUUCUGGAGAAGUCUGAGGAAAUGGGAAAGGUGGUUGUUACACCCACAGUUCCAGUUUUGCGAGUAGUAGCCCAUCGUGUGAGAGAAGCCUCGACUGGUGGAUCCACAUUUGAGAUGAGCUGUCGGGUGACCGGUCAGAACCUGAAGAAUCCCGGCUACUCUGUGCUCAUCCGCUUUGAGGAGAUCUUGGGAGGAAAGUCCCGCAAAGUGUUGUCACUCAGCCAGGACUCAGUCUUGCAGCUAGAGGAGUGGAGCGAGCCGAGCCGCAUUGACAGCGUGGUUCUGGAGAAGACCGGGCAGCUCGAGUACCGCUUCCGUUUGUAUGGGGCCCAGGUCACAGAUCGUGGGUUCUACUAUUGUGACGUCACGGCCUGGACACGGGAUCAGAGCCAAGACUGGAUCAAAGCCAUCAGUGCGGAGUCCAAUAAGAUUGAGAUCGCUUUUGUACACACAGGCCCAGUAUUCAACAUAUCCAUUCAUUCAGAAGCAAACAAUGUGUUACCAGGGGACACAGUCCAAAUGAAGUGCAUCAUAUCCAUCCUGGAAGCUUCUCCGAACACUGGUGAUAUGACAUUUGAUGUACGCUGGUUCCAGAACACAGACUGGGCUGUAGAUAACGGAGUCCAACCUCUCAUCAGUAUGGACCGCUGGGGAGUGGUUAAGAAGACCGGCUCCAAUGACACCAGUCUGGAGCGCACCGACCAACACACGUUUGUCCUGAGCUUACACAAGAUUCAGGAUAGAGAUGUAGGAGAAUACUACUGUACCGCCACACCCUGGCUCCUGUCCCCUGCUACUGGUGCCUGGAACAAGGAGAAGGACCUCACCUCUACUUCAUCAUUUCUAUCUGUCAAAAUGGAAUUGUGGGAAUCUUUGAAGAUGCCAGUGGGAUAUGGUUUGGCUGCUGCUGUGAUCGCUGGUCUUCUCUCAGUGCUGCUGGGUCUUGCUGUCGCCCACUGCUGUUUCUCCAAAAACCCCAUGCAUACGCCCCGUCCCCGUAACAAGCUUAUGGACCUGGAGAUGGAUUAAACCAGUCCCCCUUUGCACUGCUGUGAUCCUGCCCAAAACCACUUCGACCGACUUGAUGUAUUAUGCUUUGGGACAGAAUGUGGAUAUGCACAUUGCUUAAUAAGAGAUGGAGAACCUGUCUAUAUGCACUCCGAGGAUUGAGCCACUCCAAUUGAUGGCUCCAUAUUCCCACUUGGGAGCAAUACACUUAUUAUUCUCAGGAAUAAAGCAUCCAAUGUUUUUUUCCCCUCUACACAUCCUGACUGCUGAUAGGAUGAGAGCACCAGGAAUGAAAUAUUUCGUUAAGUACAAACUUGGUGCUGCACAAUGGCUAAACCAGCAAUGUUGCAGUUUGUACAGUUGAUUAUUUUAUAGCAUUUAAUAGGAAGGACUCUAACGAAAGAGCCAAGAACUUGUCAGUUGUGAGUGUGGCAGAAACUAAAAUUUUAGAUUGACCUUUUAAACCGCUGCACUCCCAGAGGCUUUGUUUGUCACAUCGUCUGCGGACGUCCGCUGUGCCCCCCGCCCUGACUGCCUGUCAGAGUUAUGCCGCCAACAGUAGGGAACCUAAAAUGACUGACCCUCCCUCUCUGCGGUAGAGCGUAGUGUUGAUCCACAGGCUAAAGGAAAUAUGGCUGAUGGAUGGGUGCUUCAAGGCUGCACUGCAUCAUUCUGGGAUCCAGAAGUGACCACUCGAGGGAACGGACCAAACAGGUUGUCAAUCUGUGGCUUGGCUUUGAGCGGCCUGCCUUAAAGAUCGCUUGUCAAGCAUUUCAAAAACCCUGAUAACUGAUAUCCACACUGUUGGCAUUAACUCAUUCCUCACUCUCUCUGUCCUGCCCACAAACAAA
Sinocyclocheilus rhinocerous is the source of this 2955-nucleotide messenger RNA. RefSeq names its product prostaglandin F2 receptor negative regulator-like. The record is from RefSeq and is a predicted model, not a curated record. The transcript is spliced from 7 exons. Gene Ontology annotation, cellular component: membrane. Lineage: Eukaryota; Metazoa; Chordata; Actinopteri; Cypriniformes; Cyprinidae. The coding region runs from base 308 to 2125 and encodes 605 amino acids.